Centruroides sculpturatus (bark scorpion) is the source of this 1387-nucleotide messenger RNA. RefSeq lists its product as uncharacterized. The record is from RefSeq and is a predicted model, not a curated record. The coding region runs from base 84 to 1322 and encodes 412 amino acids. NCBI's taxonomy places the organism in Eukaryota, Metazoa, Arthropoda, Arachnida, Scorpiones, Buthidae. The transcript has 2 exons.
CGAUAAGAUAUGCCAAUGACAAUGACGCAGAUAUAGGGAGGUUGCAAUAGGGAAUCGUCUCUUCCGUCAACUGGAUAACAACAAUGGGUCGUUGGAGAACUCCAGCUGCAGGAAUUUGCAUUUGUUUAAUACUAAUUCUUGUUCUACUGACUAUUCUCUUUGUUGUAAUGUCUAAACAUCCAGAGUAUAGGACUGGGAUUGCAUCAACAGAUAUGAAAAUUAUGGAUAGAUUGUCAAAUGUAUGGUGCGGCUGGCAAGAAGUAUCAUCAUCUCAUCCUAUUUCUACUUAUCGUAUUACAGGAGAGCCUACCAUUCGGCGAAAUUUUAAUCGUCAUUAUCGAUUAAAUUUUACAAAAAAAUUACAUUUCGGUAAAGAAAGUCAGUUACAGUAUUUCUUUCUUCCGGGUUCUGCUGUCGAUAUUAGAGCUUGUACAAACAAAAAUGGGAUAUUUAUGCGGAUUUUCAAAAGUAUUCAAAAAUGGGAGGAUUGCUUACGAAUACGAAGAACGCAUUCAUUUCGUUCCGAGGAUUCGUCCAGUGAAGAAAGUGACGAAGACGAAGAUUUUGGUGAUCAUAUUAAGAAAUUUUGGAAAAAUCAAUCAAAGAAAAAAUUUAAUGAGAAUUUUCGAAAUUGGUAUCCAAGCGAAUGCAAGCAUUUUAAAUCUUUCAAAAUUCCAUUUAGUGCAAAAGCUUGUGAUUCUACAGCAUUAUCUUUUAGUGUCGACGAAAAAGAGACUUAUGUAUUUUCACUCGAAGAUUAUCAUUCUUCUUCUGAUGAAAGCCAAACUAAAAUUCAUGUGUUUCUUAACAGAACUACUUACGACAUUUACAGUAAUCCUCCAAUUUGUAAAAGUGCUUUUAGAUGUGAGGUCUCUUUGUCAUUCGGAUCAGAUAAUCGAGCUAUCAUAGUAGUAGAACCAGAGAACGAUGCCGGUGCUGUGUCUUAUACAGUCAUAUCUAGCUGUAAACCCAGAGUAUUUUUCUUCAUAUUACUUUUUGUCUUAAUACCACUUACUGUAUUAUUGUGCAUAGGAUGUACUAUAAUGCUCUGCAAAAAGCCAAAGUAUGUCAGUAAUGUUAAAUACGUUGAAAUAACUAGAGAAAAUAUACGUAGGACUCCUACUAUUCCUGCACCGCCUAAAAUUCCUUUGUUAGCAGGUUCCGAAGUAACUCUGUAUUCUAGGCCCAAUAUUAGAUUACCAUCAGAAUUAAUUUCUUCGCCACCUCCAUCUUAUUCUCAAUGCAGUGCUCCGCCAUCAUACACUUAUGUUACAUCAUUAGGAAUGCAGGAUAAAAAGAAACCUAAUGUAUCUCAGUGUUAGUUUAUGUUAAUAACAUUGACCAGUUAACAAUGUUAUUUUACAUAUAUAAUAGACUAUAUAUACAA